AUGGACGCAAAGCAAGAUAGGAAGAUAUUCGUGGGUGGGAUAACGAGGGAGGUUGAUGAAGAUAUCUUGGAGGAACACUUUAGCAGAUAUGGGAUUGUAGAAGAGUGUGUGAUCGUCCUGGAUAAGAUCACUCGUCAACCUAGAGAGUUUGGUUUUGUUACCUUCGUUGAAGCGUCUGUGGCUAAGAGUGUGUUAGAAGAAAGUCACUCAAUCUGUGGUGAAAAGAUCGAUGUAAGACCGUCGGAACCAAAACGCCAGAGAAAACAAUUUAAUCAAGAAGGGCAACAUGUUCAACAAAUCAAUCAAAAAGAGCACCAUGAUCAACAUCAAGGUUACAUCCCUAGAAAGAUUUUUGUAGGGGGUUUACCUCGUGAUCUAACCGAAGAUGAAUUCAAAGACUAUUUUGCUGAGUUUGGUGCAAUUGAGGAUGGAGUCAUAAUACAUUUCAAGGACAGCAACACACCGAAAGGUUUCGGAUUCAUUACUUUUAAAUCAGAUGAUUCUGUUGUGGAUGUCUUGCAUAAACAGGAGAACAAGUUUCAUGAACUGAAAGAUAAGCAGGUGGAGGUAAUGAGGGCUCGUCCCGAAGUUAAAAGGAACAGGCAUGGAUUGUGGAGAUGGCUUCCUCGCGACGAUCUUGCUUUCGGGCUUGAUCAGUUUAUUUGCUAUAAUUGUGGAGGUGCUUAUGGUUAUGGACACCAUCAAGGGUGCAUGUAUUGGCCAAAUCCUUUUAUUGGAGUGUGGAAUAUCAUUAGGGUUAUUCCCACCAAUUGGAUUGGUGGUGAAUUAGUUGAUCAAAGUGCUUGGGAUGGUUAUGAUUCUCAACUUACUCAUGUAACUCAUUCAAGAGUUGCUGAACUUGCAUAA
Molecule: messenger RNA, 867 nt
Organism: Fragaria vesca subsp. vesca
Lineage: Eukaryota; Viridiplantae; Streptophyta; Magnoliopsida; Rosales; Rosaceae
Product: RNA-binding protein Musashi homolog 2-like
Exons: 2
Coding region: 1-867 (288 amino acids)
Molecular function (GO): RNA binding
Source: RefSeq, a predicted model, not a curated record